UGUUAAGGGGCACUCUGACAGGCACAUUUUAUGUUAAGGGGCACUCUGAUGGGCACAUUUCAUGUUAAGGGGUCACAAAUGGGCACCUACUGUGGAAAGGGGCACUCUGAUGGGCACAUGUGAUGGAAAGGGGCACUCUGAUGGGGAAUAUGAUGUAAAGGGGCAAUCUGAUGGUACUUUGAGUAAAUACCUGAUGUAAGGUGGCAAUGUGAUGGGCAUACCUAAUGUAAAGGGGCACUCUGAUGGGGACAACUGAUGUAAAGGAGCACACUGAUGGGCACACCUGAUGUGAUGGG
Molecule: messenger RNA, 296 nt
Organism: Staurois parvus
Lineage: Eukaryota; Metazoa; Chordata; Amphibia; Anura; Ranidae
Source: the annotation of a GenBank genome assembly